UUUGCUUCGCCUCUCUAAGUCCCAGCAGAAAUAACAUUCAGACGCCAAUAACAACCUGCUUCACCAAAACUCUAUGCACCUCUCCUGCCCACCAUGGAAUUGGUUCUUCCUCUGAUGAAGAGGAAAUAGUGAUUAAUAAGCCUAUGGUAGAAUACAGGAGAAAGAAAACAAACAUCGCACUCGGAAUCACAAAGAAGCUGCUUCUGAACGAAGCCAAGGACUCAAACCUAGUGUGCACGCCGCUUUCCAUGCAAGUAGUGCUCUCUCUUCUCAACUGUAAAACCAAUUCCACCUUUGACGACCGUGCGUUGGCGCUCGAGCUCGCGGCUCGGGUGUUUGUAGAUGGGUCCCAAAAAGGUGGGCCCCGCCUGUCAUGUGCCAAUGGCCUCUGGGUGGACGAGUCAGUCCAUCUAGAGCCUUCUCUGGAACAGGCAGUGGGCAGUGCCUACAACUCGGCUCUGCACCGAGUGGAUUUCGAAACCGAAUAUGAGGAAGUGAGAACUAGAGUUAAUUCAUGGGUGGAAGAGGAGACUAACGGCCUCAUCAAAGCUGUUCUUUCUCGGGGCUCAGUAAACAGCCUAACGAGGCUCCUAUUUGCAAAUGCAUUGUACUUCAAAGGAGAUUGGGCCAAAAAGUUUGAUGCAUCAUUGACGAAAAAGUAUGACUUCCACCUUCUCAAUGGGAACCCAGUUAAGGCAGUGCCCUUCAUGACCAGCUGCAGGAAGUGGCAGUACAUAAGUGAAUUUGAUGGAUUCAAAGUCUUAAAACUUCUGUACCGAACAGGAAAAGACAAGCGGGUGUAUUCCAUGUGCUUGUUUCUUCCGGAUGCAAAAGAUGGUCUGCCAGCUAUGGUCGAGAGACUUAGUUCUGAGUGUGGCUUAAGAAGCCACAUUCCAUAUUCAAAAGAAAGGGUGGGUGAGUUCAGAAUUCCAAAGUUCAAGUUUUCUUUUGACUUUGAAGCUUCCCGUGUUCUUAAGGAGUUGGGACUUCUGGGAGGUUUGACAGAGGAGGUGAAAUCACGCGUGGGUGAGCCACUAUUUAUUCCCAGCAUCUAUCAGAAAGCCGUCAUUGAAGUUAAUGAGGAAGGCACCGAAGCUGCAGCUGUUACUUGCGGGAUAAUGGUGUAUGCAGCUUCACCUCGUCCUCCUAAACCUAAAGUGAUAGACUUUGUGGCUGAUCACCCAUUCAUGUUCAUGAUUAGAGAAGAAGUAACGGAAACAGUUCUGUUCAUUAGUUAUGUGCUCAAUCCACUACUUGAGGGCUGA
Molecule: messenger RNA, 1265 nt
Organism: Rosa rugosa (rugosa rose)
Lineage: Eukaryota; Viridiplantae; Streptophyta; Magnoliopsida; Rosales; Rosaceae
Product: serpin-ZX-like
Exons: 1
Coding region: 144-1265 (373 amino acids)
Molecular function (GO): serine-type endopeptidase inhibitor activity
Source: RefSeq, a predicted model, not a curated record